AUGGAGUCUCUCAAGGCGGUAUUCUUUGGGCCUGAUCCCCAAGCCCAGAUGAGGAAAUGCAAUGCCUUGAUUCGUUCAAACACUCGCCAACUGGAUCGUGACCUGGCCCAGCUGAAAUCACUCGACAGCAAGACCCGUCAAUUCAUCGUCAACGCAUCGAAGCGUGCCCAGCGAAAUCCUUCUCAGGCUAAGCAGGCCACAAGUGAAACCAAGACGUUUGCGAGAGAGCUCGUGCGGAUCCGAAAACAAACCGCUCGACUCAACACCAGCCGCGCCCAGCUGCAGAGUGUAGGGAUGCAGGUCAACGAAGCCUUCUCGGUGCGCAAAAUCCAGGGCAGUCUGCAUAAAUCGACUGGGAUCAUGAAGGAUGUGAACACGCUAGUCCGAUUACCGGAGCUGUCGUCUACGAUGCACCAGCUUUCCACGGAAUUGGUCAAAGCUGGGAUCAUUGAGGAAAUGGUCGGGGAUGCCAUUCCGGACAAUGAACUACUCGAGGACGAAGAAGAACUGGCAGACACAGAGGUCGACAAGAUUCUCGCGGAAGUCCUACAUGGAAAGCUUGCUCAAGCCAAGCCAGUCUCACCCGAAAGACCCUUAACGCCCGAGGUAGAGGCAGAGCCGGUCCCAGAGGAUUUCGAGGACCAAGAGGCAACUCUGGAACAGAUGCGAGGGCGGUUGGAAGCUCUCAAGAGCUAA
Molecule: messenger RNA, 696 nt
Organism: Penicillium alfredii
Lineage: Eukaryota; Fungi; Ascomycota; Eurotiomycetes; Eurotiales; Aspergillaceae
Product: ESCRT-III subunit protein VPS24
Exons: 2
Coding region: 1-696 (231 amino acids)
Biological process (GO): protein transport; endosome transport via multivesicular body sorting pathway; late endosome to vacuole transport
Cellular component (GO): multivesicular body; ESCRT III complex
Source: RefSeq, a predicted model, not a curated record